This is a messenger RNA of Haemorhous mexicanus (house finch), 1685 nucleotides long. RefSeq names its product calmodulin 1 (gene CALM1). NCBI's taxonomy places the organism in Eukaryota, Metazoa, Chordata, Aves, Passeriformes, Fringillidae. Gene Ontology annotation, molecular function: calcium ion binding. The record is from RefSeq and is a predicted model, not a curated record. Bases 146 to 595 code for a protein of 149 amino acids. The transcript is spliced from 6 exons.
GGAUACAGCCCCACGUAUAUAGCGGGCGGCGCAGGCUCACAGCCACAGCACUCUGUGAGCCGCGCCGGGAGGAGGCAGCAGUCGCCGCCGCUGCUCGUGGUCGCGCAGUUCGUGCAGCCGCCGCCGGGCCCGCCGCCGCCGCGCCAUGGCUGAUCAGCUGACUGAAGAACAGAUUGCUGAAUUCAAGGAAGCCUUUUCCCUAUUUGACAAAGAUGGUGAUGGUACUAUCACAACAAAAGAACUGGGAACUGUCAUGAGGUCACUGGGUCAAAAUCCAACAGAAGCAGAAUUGCAGGAUAUGAUCAACGAGGUAGAUGCUGAUGGCAAUGGGACUAUCGACUUCCCUGAAUUUUUAACCAUGAUGGCCAGAAAAAUGAAGGACACAGACAGCGAGGAAGAAAUCCGUGAGGCAUUCCGAGUCUUUGACAAGGAUGGCAACGGCUAUAUCAGUGCAGCAGAACUACGCCAUGUUAUGACAAACUUAGGAGAAAAGCUAACAGAUGAAGAAGUAGAUGAAAUGAUCAGAGAAGCAGACAUUGAUGGGGAUGGGCAAGUCAACUAUGAAGAAUUCGUACAGAUGAUGACUGCAAAGUGAAGAGACCUCCUUUACACCUUUUUUCCUCUAGAAGAAUCAAAUUGAAUCUUUUACUUACCUCUUGCAAAAAAAAAUGUUCAUUUAUUCAUUCUGUUUCUGUAUAGCAAAACUGAAUGUCAAAUUACCUUCUGUCCACAAACUGCAUGUAAUGGUUGGUGGUCCUGUCCCUAAAAGAUAAAGUUAAACAUCAGUUUUACAAUAUAAAUAAUUGUACUACCUUGAAAAUAAAAAAAAAAAAGGAAGCACUUAGUGAACUCAAAAGUUCCAUUUGCUAAUGACUAUUACACUGUUUGGGCUGGCCAGUUUUUCAUGCAUGCAGCUUGACAAUUGAGCACAGUCAGACAUGUGUAUUAAAAGGAAAAAAAAACCUAAAGGAUCCACUCUCUUGUUCAAUAGUGGAUUCUAGUUCAAUUUGUAGUAUAAAUUGUCAUAGCUGGUUUACUUUAAAAUUGGUUUAUACCUCAGGAUGGUAUGCAGCAAAAUGGUUGAAGGAUGCAAAACUUAAAGAAAAUGCCCUAAAGGUUGAAUGGUUCUCCUGUACGUAGCAGUGUGCUCCAAAAAUAGGAUGAUCUUAACUAUGGAUGGCAUGUCUGUGUUAAAAUACUGGUUUAACAUUGUCUGCAUUGCACUAUAGUGAAACGGGUGUCAGGCUGUUACCGUUCACAAAAUUUUUAAAAGAAACCUUCACCAAGGGAGCAUCUUUGGACUCUCAUAUUUUUAAAACCUUCUGUACCAUGACUUGGAGCUGGCGGAGUAGCCUGUGGACUUCAGCACAACUAUCAACAUUGCUGUUCAAGAUAUUACAGUUUAUGUCCAUUCCAAGUUGUAAAUGCUAGUCUUUUUUUUCCAAUAAAAGACCAUUAACUUAAAGGUGGUGUUAAAUGCUUUGUAAAGUUAAAAUAUAUAUAUAUAAUUGAGAUAAUAAACCAAAAAAGCAGUAGGAAGGAAGUGUUUCUAUGAAUGACUUGCUGCUAAAUUAUAAUGCACAUGUAUGCAAUAAGUUAUCCCCUAUCUUUUCAAGAUGGCAAGAACUGACCUCCUGUAACCCAAGACCUUUGCUAUAAAUAAAUGAACUUGUGCUUGCCUUUCA